AUGGCCCUGCCCUGGGCUCUGCUGCUUCUCAGCGAGGUCCUGGUGCAGGAUGCCACCACCCAGAGCUGCCUCAUCCCACCAGCUGUUUCCAUAUCUUUGGUAGCUUAUAACGCGGCGUUGGGGCGCCCGGCCAGCCAGUCCUCCCUCUUCCCCAACAUCAGCAUCGCUGCCAACGCGGUGGACGGCAACCGGGACGGCGUUUGGCACCACGGCUCCUGUUCCCGCACCCUGAGGGAGAGGGAACCCUGGUGGAACGUGGACCUGGGCGGUCACCGCGCCGUGGCCGCCGUGGUGGUGAAGAACCGGCAGGAUUGUUGCUGGGAACGGCUACGGGGAGCCCAGGUCCACGUCGGGGACGCGCCGGCCGAGCGCGGGAGGGACAACCCCAUCUGCGGCGUCAUCACGGACGCCGGUCCUGGGUCCCUCAGCACCAUCUGCUGCCACGGGCUUCAAGGACGCUACGUCUCCAUCCUCAUCCCCGGGCGGGAGGACACCUUGGUGCUGUGUGAGGUGGAGGUGGUACUUCAGGGCUGCGUCCCGCUGCCUGGAGGUGAGUGUGGAGGUCACCAUGGGGUGGGAGGAGAAGAAGGUGGCGAGGUGGCAACCAUACUCUCUCUACCACCAUUCUCAGCCCCCAACGUGGCCCGGGGACGCGCCGUCGUCCAGUCGUCCACCCGCAACGCCAUGGGCCUGGUGGCCAACGCCGUGGACGGCACCGCCGACUCCUGCGCCCACACCGAGAAGGAGCUGGAGCCCUGGUGGCGCGUGGACCUGGGCCACCGGCACGUGGUCUACGCCGUGGCCAUCACCAACCGCCGCGACUGCUGCUGGGAGAACCUCCUCGGAGCCCAGGUCCACGUCGGGGACUCUUUGGCCGACCGUGGCAAGCGUAACCCCGUCUGUGGGGCCAUCUUGGACACCGGCCCCGGUGCCACCACCAUCCUCUGCUGCAACGGGCUGCCCGGUCGCUACGUCUCCGUCAUCGUCCCCGGCCGGGAGGAAUUCCUCGUCCUCUGUGAGGUGGAGGUGACAGUGCAGAGCUGUGUCCCACCACCUGGAGCCCAAAACCUGGCCCUGCGACGCCCGGUGGCCCAGUCCUCCACCGCCGGCCAAGCUGGUAGCGCCAUCAACGCCGUGGAUGGCAACUGGCACCACGGCUCCUGCUCCCAAACCACGAGGGAACCGGAGCCGUGGUGGAUGGUGGACCUGGGCCGGCGUCACGUGGUGGCGGCCGUGGUGGUGAGGAACCGCUUGGACUGUUGCUGGCACCGCUUGAAGGGCGCCCGCGUCCACCUCGGGGACUCCCUCGCUGGCCACGGCACCAACAACCCCCUAUGUGGCACCAUCACAGACACCGGUCCUGGUUCCACCAGCACCAUCUGCUGCCGUGGGUUGCGUGGCCGCUACGUCACCAUCACCGUCCCCGGCCGGGAGGAACGGCUGAGCCUGUGUGAGGUGGAGGUGGUGGAGCAGGGCUGUGCCGCGCUGCCCGGCGCCCAGAACGUGGCCUUGGGCCGCCCGGCCACCCAGUCCUCCGUCUUGGAUGCCACCAGUGGUGCCACCAACGCCGUGGAUGGCAACCGGGAUGGCAACUGGGAGCACGGUUCCUGUGCCCACACCCUGGAGGAGCCGGAGCCGUGGUGGCGCGUGGAUCUCGGCCGCCGGCACGUGGUCUACGCCGUGGUGGUGAAGAACCGCCGGGACUGCUGCUGGGAGAGCCUGAAGGGUGCCCAGGUCCACAUCGGAGACUCCUUGGUCGACCGUGGUCGCCGCAACCCCGUCUGUGGCAUCAUCACGGACGCCGGCCCCGGUUCCCUCAGCACCAUCUGCUGCCACGGCCUUCGUGGUCGCUACGUCUCCAUCCUCAUCCCCGACCGGGAGGACACCUUGGUGCUGUGUGAAGUGGAGGUGAUCCGCCAAGGCUGCGCCCCGCUACCUGGAGGUGAGCCACCAUGGGGAUCUCCCCACUCCCAUCAUCUCCACGGCCACCCUGUCCCUCCACCCAAGUUGUCACCUGGUGGUGUCCACAGCCCCCAACGUGGCACGGGAGCAACGGGCAACGCAAUCCUCCACCUCCAACGGUUCCGGGGUGGCCUCCAAAGCGGUGGACGGCAACCGGGACGGCGUUUUCCACCACGGCUCCUGCAGCCACACGCGGAGGGAGAGGGAACCCUGGUGGAACGUGGACCUGGGCGGUCACCGCGCCGUGGCCGCCGUGGUGGUGAAGAACCGGCAGGAUUGUUGCUGGGAACGGCUACGGGGAGCCCAGGUCCACGUCGGGGACGCGCCGGCCGAGCGCGGGAGGGACAACCCCAUCUGUGGUGUCAUCACGGACGCCGGUCCUGGGUCCCUCAGCACCAUCUGCUGCCACGGGCUUCAAGGACGCUACGUCACCGUCACCAUCCCCGGGCGGGAGGAGCAGUUGGCUCUCUGCGAGGUGGAGGUCUACGGUGUUGUCCCCGAGCUCUGAGGGGACAGCACUGGUCCCCUGGGCCACCCCUCCUUGUCCCCAUCCCCUCCCUGCCAGCCUUGGCCCAUGGGAUGGUGGCCCUUCUCCAUGUCCACCUCCUGGGGUGGAGGGUGGCACAGGAGACUGUUUCCAACCCCUGGUGGAGCCAAGAAGGACAUGGGUGGUCCCAUGGAUGUCCUCAUGAGCGUCCUCAUUGGUGUCCCCAAUGCCUGGGGUCUUCAGGGGCCAAGAUCCCCAACCCCAUGGCACAUUUUAUGGGGCCACCUCAAGUUGGGGUGGGCUCAUUGCUCCCAGGACCAGGCAGAAGUGUCCCCCCUGGGACAAGGGGAGGGGAGGAAUGUCCUAAAGCCACCCUUGUGUCACCAGGGCUCAGCUAUGGGGUGUCAGCCAGGAUCUGGCCCCACCGUGGGGUCUUCUCCAAGCUGGAUGGGGUGGCCUGGGGCUCCCCGGCGUCGUGGUCGCGCCAAUAAACAUUGUCAUGGUCCCCAUCUGCCAUU
Molecule: messenger RNA, 2967 nt
Organism: Calidris pugnax (ruff)
Lineage: Eukaryota; Metazoa; Chordata; Aves; Charadriiformes; Scolopacidae
Exons: 9
Coding region: 1-2940 (979 amino acids)
Source: RefSeq, a predicted model, not a curated record